GAUGCAAUCUAAUCGGGGGUCACUAUAACAUACUACAGUUCGAGUCUAUACUCAUCGCACAAGUACUACUCUCGUCGGGCCAUGCCAGCUCCUCAUCUUCAAAGCUACAAAAAUCGUGCAGCGAAGCACUCUAAUCCCGCUGCUCGAGCUCUCCUUCGGUGUAUGGAAGCAAAAAAGUCCAACCUCGCUGUAAGCGUCGACGUCACUACGACGAAGGACUUUUUCGAUAUCAUCGAAGCUGUCGCACCAUACGUCUGUCUCAUAAAGACACAUGUUGACAUCCUUGAGGAUUGGAAUCCUGGCGUAACAACCAGAUUGCAACACCUUAGCAGGGAACAUAAUUUCCUUAUCUUUGAAGACAGGAAGUUCGCUGAUAUCGGUAACACCGUUGCCCUGCAAUACUCCAGUGGUCUCUACAAAAUAUCUAGCUGGGCACACAUUGUCAACGCCCAUCCUGUGCCGGGGCCCUCAAUUAUAACGGGUCUCGCGUCAGUGGGCAUGAAAUUGCAGGAGGAAAGAGGACUGCUUCUCCUUGCUGAAAUGAGCACGAAAGGUGCGCUUACAACAGGAAGCUACACAGUCGAAGCAGUCUGCAUGGCCCGGGAACACCGAGACUUUGUCAUAGGUUUCAUCGCGCAACAUCGCAUGGAGAGUAUAGGUUUGUCUGGGACUGAUGACGUCGUUGACGAGGAUUUCUUGAUCCUUGCCCCCGGUGUUGGAUUAGAUUCCAAGGGCGAUGCCAUGGGACAGCAGUAUCGCACACCGACUGAAGUAGUGACUCAGUGUGGAUGUGACGUGAUAGUCGUCGGUCGGGGUAUCAUUGGAACCGGCCGUGAUAUCGAUGCUGAAAAAGUGAAGGAGCAAGCGCGGAGGUACCAAACUGCUGGCUGGGAAGCGUAUGAGAAACGUAUUGUAACGAAUCAAUUACUUGGCGAGUAGGACAGAUAUUAGAAUGACAAUUAGAACAAAAUCA
This is a messenger RNA of Pisolithus orientalis, 973 nucleotides long. RefSeq names its product humps family-domain-containing protein. Gene Ontology annotation, biological process: 'de novo' pyrimidine nucleobase biosynthetic process; 'de novo' UMP biosynthetic process. Gene Ontology annotation, cellular component: cytosol. The transcript is spliced from 3 exons. Lineage: Eukaryota; Fungi; Basidiomycota; Agaricomycetes; Boletales; Pisolithaceae. The coding region runs from base 82 to 939 and encodes 285 amino acids. The record is from RefSeq and is a predicted model, not a curated record. Gene Ontology annotation, molecular function: orotidine-5'-phosphate decarboxylase activity.